Messenger RNA from Diospyros lotus (date-plum), 2242 nucleotides. Its product is annotated as phosphoinositide phospholipase C 2-like. Gene Ontology annotation, molecular function: phosphatidylinositol-4,5-bisphosphate phospholipase C activity. The record is from RefSeq and is a predicted model, not a curated record. Gene Ontology annotation, biological process: lipid metabolic process; phosphatidylinositol-mediated signaling. The transcript has 9 exons. Bases 139 to 1923 code for a protein of 594 amino acids. Lineage: Eukaryota; Viridiplantae; Streptophyta; Magnoliopsida; Ericales; Ebenaceae.
ACUAUACUUUCUCAACUAACCUUCUUGAGGUAACGCGACACAAACUAAAUCUAAAUCCGCUCAAAUCUGCACUGCGCUUCCUAUUUGGCAAAUCUCUCUCUCCCUCUCUCUCUCUCUCUCUCUCUCUCUCGUUCUGUGAUGACGUCGAGACAGACCUACAGAGUCUGCUGCUGUUUCCCGCGGCGCUUCAAUGUCACUGCGGCGGAGGCUCCGGCGGAGGUCCGGGCAUUAUUCGAUCGCUACUCCGAGAACGGGCUGAUGGAUGCCGAACACCUCCGGAGGUUCUUGAUCGAGGUCCAGAAGGAAGACAAGGCCACCAUAGAGGAUGCUCAGGCCAUCAUCGACGGCCUCCACGAUAUCCGGCACCUCAAUCUCCGCCACCGGAAGGCCCUUCAUCUUGAAUCCUUCUUCAAAUUCCUCUUCGGCGACAAUAAUCCUCCUCGCUCUCCAUCUCUUGGGGUUCAUCAUGAUAUGACAGCUCCCAUAUCUCACUAUUACAUAUAUACGGGCCAUAAUUCGUAUCUAACCGGGAAUCAACUGAGUAGCGACUGCAGUGAUGAGCCUAUUAUAAAAGCGCUGAAGAAAGGUGUGAGAGUUAUUGAAUUGGAUAUUUGGCCGAACUCCGCGAAAGACAAUGUUGAUGUUCUGCAUGGAAGGACACUGACCGCUCCAGUUGAACUCCUCAAAUGUUUGAAGUCUAUUAAAGAGCAUGCGUUUUCUGCAUCUGAAUAUCCUGUUGUAAUAACUUUAGAAGACCACCUUACUCCAGAUCUUCAAGCUAAAGUGGCCGAGAUGAUCACUCAAACAUUUGGAGAAAUUCUAUUUUCUCCUGGACCAGAAUGCUUGAAGGAGUUUCCUUCACCAGAAUCACUGAAGAAAAGGAUUAUUAUAUCUACCAAACCGCCAAAAGAAUACCUUGAGGCUAAAGAAGUAAAGGGAAAAGAGGAUGAUCCACAGAAGGGAAAGGAUUCAGGUGAUGAUGAAGCCUGGGGAAAAGAAAUCCCUGAGAUUGGAGGUGUCGCAGGCGAGACAAAGGAUGAUUCAGAUGACGAAAAGGAUGAUCAGGGUGAGGAAGAUCUAGAUGAAUUUGAUCCCAAGUCUCAGGUGGUUGCAGCACCGGAGUACAGGCGGUUGAUUGCUAUUCAUGCUGGGAAGGGAGCGGGUGGAUUGCAGGAUUGGCUUAAGGUUGAUCCAAAUAAAGUGAGACGUCUUAGCUUGAGUGAACAGGAACUUGAAAAGGCUGUAUUAACUCAUGCAAAAGAGAUUGUCAGGUUUACUCAGCGGAACUUAUUGAGAGUGUAUCCCAAAGGUGUACGGUUUGACUCAUCCAACUACAACCCACUAAUUGGAUGGGCGCAUGGAGCUCAGAUGGUUGCAUUUAAUAUGCAGGGUUAUGGUAGAUCACUGUGGUUGAUGCACGGAAUGUUCAAGGCUAAUGGUGGAUGUGGAUAUAUUAAAAAGCCUGACUUUCUGUUAAAGCUUGGCCCAAACAAUGAGGUUUUUGAUCCUAAAGCUAUAUUACCAGUCCAAACAACUUUGAAGGUGACUGUUUAUAUGGGUGAAGGAUGGAAUCUUGAUUUCAAGCACACACACUUUGAUGCGUUCUCUCCCCCAGAUUUCUAUGCCAGGGUUGGAAUUGCUGGAGUCCCUGCCGAUGCUGUAAUGAAGAAAACAAAGAUCAUUGAGGACAAUUGGAUACCGGUUUGGAAUGAAGCGUUCGAGUUCCCACUGACCGUUCCGGAGCUGGCUCUGCUCAGGGUUGAGGUUCACGAGUACGACAUGUCUGAAAAGGACGAUUUUGGAGGCCAAACGUGCCUGCCGGUGUCGGAACUGAGGAGUGGAAUCCGAUCAGUUCCCCUCCAUAGCCGCAAGGGAGACAAGUACAACUCUGUAAAGCUUCUUAUGCGUUUUGAAUUUGUUUGAUAUAUAUAUGUAUGUAUGUAUGUAUGUAUGUAUGUAUAUUGUUGUGACUUGCAGUUGCUUUUUGUGUCUUCUCAUUCCUUGCCUCCUUGCUGUUCCAAAGCUUGCAGUUGUGUUGCGUUGCGUUUAAAUACUUAAAAAGCUUGGCUUCUUGUUUUGCAUGUAACAUAUACUGAAAUAAGAGUGCUCGCCACUGUGGUCGUGUCUUGUCGUCUGUUUGUAUUUUUGAGCGUAGAACUCCGUGUUACCCGAAAGCUUUUGUUCAAAUUGAUGCUCUUAAACUCUCAAUGAAAAUGAACCAUUUUAUUUGCAAGGAGCCUAA